Molecule: messenger RNA, 654 nt
Organism: Emericellopsis atlantica
Lineage: Eukaryota; Fungi; Ascomycota; Sordariomycetes; Hypocreales; Bionectriaceae
Product: putative GNAT family acetyltransferase
Exons: 2
Coding region: 1-654 (217 amino acids)
Molecular function (GO): acyltransferase activity, transferring groups other than amino-acyl groups
Source: RefSeq, a predicted model, not a curated record
AUGCCUCUCAAGCUCCUCCCCGCUGGUCCUCGCGACGCAGACCAGUCCAUUCACAUUGAGACCCUCGCCUACGGACCUAACCCCAUCGGUCCCAUCAUCUACCCAGGUCCCUUCCCCCCCUCUGCCCCCGAUGCGCCCAACCCACGCGUGGAGAAGCUGGUCUCCCAGCUUGAGGCCGACCCGGCGUGCAAGUGGGUCAAGGUCAUUGACACGGAGCUCCCCGAGGAGAGAAACAUGGUAGCCUUUAGCAUGUGGUUCUUCUGGACCGAGCCUCAGCACAAGGCGCAAAACGACACGCCAGUGGACUAUGGCACCGGGAGCAACUGGGAGGCGUGCGACUAUUUCUUUGGGGAGAUGCGCAGGCGACAGGGGGAGAGAUUCGAGGGAAGGCCAUAUGCGUAUCUCAAGCUGUUGCAUACCGAUCCGGCACAUCAAGGCCGUGGUGCGGCGUCGAUGCUCCUGCGGUGGGGCGCCGAAGAAGCAGACAGGCUCGGCUUGGACUCGUACCUCGAGUCGUCUCCUGACGCUGCCAGGUGGUACGCGAAGCGUGGGUUUGUCGAGGUCGAUCUCUUCAACGCCGACUUCUCCAAGUGGAAUGGGCCAAAGGAACACCCCUCUGCCCUCAUGGUCCGACCCGUAACCAAGUCAUCAUGA